Rotaria socialis is the source of this 411-nucleotide messenger RNA. The record is from the annotation of a GenBank genome assembly. Lineage: Eukaryota; Metazoa; Rotifera; Eurotatoria; Philodinida; Philodinidae.
AUGGCAACCGCUGAGCUAAUCAAUCGAUCAAAUUCAACAAUGUUCAAUACCGAUGAGUUUCUAAUUGGUACACGUCUACAAGUAGUAUUCGAUAUGGAGACUACUAUUACAAUUGUACCUGAAACUCCUGAUCAAAUUAGUUUUUUACGUUAUGUUCUUGAUCGUUUUGGUCGAAGCGAUUUACCUCUUGGUAUAUUUAAUAUAAAUGCUAAACCUGCUUUAUCGAAAUUUCAUCUUAAACUAUAUCCAAAUACAUCGAUAAAAGAAUCAAGAGAAGCUCUUGACGGUAGCGAUGUUCUUUUAAAGUAUUGCGAUGAGAGAACGAUUUUAAUCUGUGGAGGACCAUUGGAAAAUGUAGCUAAAGCUAUUCAAACUUGGCCGUUUGGUUGCACAAAGUGGCUUUGCUGGUGA